AUCACACUUGUGGCAGCUGUGGCAGCGAGCAGCAGUUUGGGGCUGCCUGCUGAAAGAGCCCUCGCGGCGCCUGGAUGUCAAACUGCGAGGUGUUUACUGUGACCCCCGUCUUCGAGCUUGAGCAGCACCAGGUGCACGAGGUCCUGCGAAUCCUGCUGCACACCAUCGUCUUCAACCGGGCGCUGGGACCCGUCAAGCCCGUGGAGCGCGACUCGGAGCUGUUCGCGGUCACCUGGGUCGAGUGUGGCGACCCCGAGGUGUCCCGCAAGGUAGAGGAGAAGAUAGGCCAGUUUGGCGCCUGGGUGCAGCGCAACCCCGGCAAGCGCGGCCAGGUGUGCCUGUCCUUCUACGAAAAGCGCCAGCGCCAGAGCUGGUUCAGCACCGCCGAGGAGCGGCUGUACUGGGAGCAGUGGGUGCUGGAGGUGGCUGUGGCGGAGCCGCCCCCCGCCGAGUUUGAAGAGCAGCAGGCGUUUGCCGCGUCCAGCCUGCGCGCGCAGCGGCGCCAGCGCCUGCAGGCUGCGAUAGAGGAGGGGCUGACCUGCAUCGUGCGGGCAGUGAACGACAAGCGCGACCACAUCCCGCCUGUGGUGUCGGCCUCUGCGGUCACCUUCCCCUUUGACAUCCAGGUGGCGGGCGACAGCGGCUCUGUGUUCAGCCUGGGAGUGGUGAAGCGCAUGCUGCAGAGCACCAACCCGCCCUCCGUGCUGCACUGAGCCUGAGCCCCUCGCGCGG
Molecule: messenger RNA, 732 nt
Organism: Chlorella variabilis
Lineage: Eukaryota; Viridiplantae; Chlorophyta; Trebouxiophyceae; Chlorellales; Chlorellaceae
Exons: 5
Coding region: 75-713 (212 amino acids)
Biological process (GO): autophagosome assembly; autophagy
Cellular component (GO): phagophore assembly site
Source: RefSeq, a predicted model, not a curated record